CGUCAACUAAGACAGAACUGACGGCAAAAAAGAAUAGUGGUAUGUAAAAGGCGGGGCGGAAUACUGCAGCUGAACUUAGAGAAAUUAAGUAAUCUAAUACGUCGCUGUCUACAACUGAAGAACAAAUAAUAUAAAAAGUGGUGAAGACUACGGAUAAUUCAUUUACAUUUCCGGAUACCGUUACUCCAGUUUGUGAGACACUGACACAAAGGUGCCUAGCAGGCAAAGCACAGGGUGCCUACUGUAUUCCACAGAAAGAGUGAGACACUGCACUGGAAGAUGAGUGCAGCCUUGCCCUGGCUCUUCGCCCUCGUCCUGCUGGCCUCUGCUGCCCAGGAUGGUACCGCCCUCUUCCUGCCCAACUCAACAACCCUGCAGCACCUGCUGAGCCGAUACCAGGAUGAGAGCGUGUCCCUGACUCGAUCCCGGCGCGCCAUCCAGUGGUCCGACAGAGAAGAGAUCCUGAAACUCCACAACAAACUGCGGGGCCAGGUUUCCCCCUCCUCCUCUAACAUGGAGUAUAUGGUCUGGGAUGAGGAGCUGGAGCGCUCUGCCACAGCCUGGGCACAGGAGUGCAUCUGGGAGCACGGCCCCAACGACCUGCUCAUGUCCAUCGGGCAAAACCUAGCAGUGCACUGGGGGAGGUACCGCGCCCCAGCCCACCAUGUACAGGCCUGGUAUGACGAGGUGAAGGAUUACACUUACCCCUACCCCGAGGAGUGCAACCCCUGGUGCCCUGAACGCUGCUCUGGGCCCAUGUGCACCCACUACACUCAGCUCGUCUGGGCCACCACUAACAAGGUGGGCUGUGCCGUGCAUGUGUGCAAGAGGAUUAACGUCUGGGGGGAGAUCUGGGAGAAUUCUGUCUACCUUGUCUGCAACUACUCACCCAAAGGGAAUUGGAUUGGAGAGGCCCCUUAUCAGCACGGCAGACCCUGCUCUCAGUGUCCCCCCAGCUAUGGAGGAGGCUGCAAGGAGAACCUGUGCUACAAAGCAGACAGUCAGGCCCCCCAGCCCCCCGAGACAGAGGAUAUGAACGAGGUGGAGAAACCACAGGUUCCCGAGAACAUCCCAGGCUGGGCCCGACCUCGCACCACUCCCGCCAAGGCAACUCCUGGGAAAACACCAGGAGCCACCGGCAGCAAGUUCAUGGCCCAGGUGAUUAAGUGUGAAACCAAGAUGAGAGACAAAUGCAAAGGGUCAUCAUGUAACAGGUACAAAUGUCCAGCAAACUGCAAGAAUGCCAAAGGAAAAAUCUGGGGGACCUUGUUUUAUGACACACAAUCCAGUAUCUGCAGAGCGGCACUGCAUUACGGGGUGAUCGAUAACAAUGGGGGUCUGGUGGAUAUCACACGGAAAGGCCGACUGCCCUUCUUUGUAAAGUCAACGAGGAAUGGAGUGGAGUCCUUCAGUAAAUAUAAAGCAUCAAACUCUUUCAUUGUUUCAAAAGUUGUAGAGCAGAGAGUGGACUGCUACAUGACUGUUGCUGAGCUGUGUGCCUUCAAGAAGCCUGCCACUCACUGCCCAAGAGUGCACUGCCCGCCGAGAUGUAAGGAUGAACCAUCAAACUGGGCUCCAGUCAUUGGUUCAAGCAUCUACUCAGAUAGCUCCAGUAUUUGCCGAGCAGCAAUCCACGCAGGCUUGAUUAAAGACUCGGACGGGGGCUACGUGGAUAUCUUGCCGGUGGACAAGAAGAAACAUUAUGUGGGAACUCUAAAGAACGGAGUGCGCUCAGAAAGUAAGAAGAAUCCAGAAGGAAAAUCAUUCAGUCUCUUCUCAGUGAGGGAGUGAAGAGAGACGUCAUUUGGGACGAUCCUAAACACAGCUGAUUCAGGGUCCCCAUGUCUGCUGAGCAGGAACAGAAAGUGCCCUAACCUGUCACUACAGUAACUUCUCGGUACCCCUCCCUCAAACCCCUACAGUCACAAUUUACUUCAGAUACAAAGAAAAGUCAUAAUAGCAAAAUAACUGGUCAUUUAUUUAAAUUUGUAUUAUGAUAAGGAUGUGAGGAAACAAAUUCAAAAUGCUGUAUACUAUUUUUAACAAUGAUAUUGUUAUUUUUAUUAUUACGAUUUUGACAGCAGUGCUGGUUAUAUCUAUAUUAAGUUGUAGUUUAAUUUUACAUUUAUUAUUAUGAAUAUUAUGCUUACUUUCUUAAAAGUGUACCAAACACACAGGAAUGUAUGCCAAAUGCAUCUUUGUACAGUUUUUGUGAAGAAUGGUAGCUUUAUUUUAAUUGUUAUAUAUUUGUUUCUAUUUGGUUUGUAUUACUAAUGAAUGGUGCUUUUCUGGUAGUUCAAUGUUGAUACACAAAUUGUAAUCUAUUAUAGGCUAAACUUCCUGGUAUUUCUGUUUCCAGUUAUUUAAACUAUAUGUUUUCUUUUUCUAAUACAAACAUGUUCUCUAGGUGAAAUCUCAGGCUGGUCUAUAUUGUCUGAUUUGUAAUGAGAAUACCUAGACAGCUGAAGGCCAUUGUUUUGGUGGUUGUUCGUAGUGUAUGUGGCACUGCUGUUAGCUGAUAUGUGUAAAACUAUCACCUGACAGCAUGUGCUGGAAAAAACAAACAUAGGAUGUCUACUCAGAUUUGGGAUGGCAAGAUAUCUAUUGCCUAGGCAACUCUGUUGAAUCCUAUACAUUUUAAAUAUGUUAGCCAAAUUAACCUGUCACCAAAGGGACUGGACCAUUGGUGGCAGUCAGGUGAUGUAUUAAAGAUGCCUCUGCCAUUUACCUGUAUUAAAAAAAAGAAAAUGUUUUCUGUACUUUACGAGUAAGAGAAAUUGAAAUUACAAGUUUUACUGUAUAAUGGCACAGCUCAGCUUCACAUAUCACAAAUAUCUACUUAGCUCUGAAAUUAAAAGUGUACCGUUUAUAAUGAGCGACUCUUAUAUCACUUCUUAAGUAAAAGCCAAUAUAAUUCAAAAUGCAGAAUUUGUCUAUCGGUGUGAAUUUCCUAAGGUGAUCAAACCAAGUAUUAAUCAUAUUGGGCAUGAAUUUGGAUUGCUACCUUUAACACGUUAACUUGGACUUUCUCUCAACCAUUAAGAUCUCAUGAGCAGUGUUCAAUCAGGCUUGUUAUAGAACCGGUAACUACAUUUAGUUCAAAUUUAGCCUGUACUGAAAUUACACAUUUCACUAAAAGUACAUUAUUAUGAUGCAUAUUAAAUUAAAAUAUAACCCAAGCUGACCCAUUUUCAUGCCAUGAAGUACAGUACUAAAUAUAAUUAAGAAAUGUGUUUAAAUAUUGAUAUAUACAGUAUAAAUCAUUACUAUAUUACAGUAUGGAUGGUUUAUUGCAUACACAGUCUUGCAUAUUCAUAUGGCUGCAUAUCCUUCUUGAGUGUAAGGGAGCUUUUUGCCUCCUGAGUGAGCUAACGCAGUAAUAUCCUGUAGUUCAUUAACUAAAUAACACAUUGGCUACCUUGCCCUGUUAUUGCAAUCUGUCUCCUCUGAAACUCAAUGGAAAUCCUCCUCGUCGUACAGCAGAAAAAUAACUUGUGUGUAAAUGUCUGCUAUUCUUUUUGCAUGGUCUUUGUCUUAUUUAAAAGUCCAGACCUGUUUGUGAAUGUGUUGUAUUUUGUAAGUGUAAGAUGAAUAUAUGUAUUCAAGUUAUUUUUUAAUGUUGUACACAAUUUGACAAUAAAAAUAAUUUAGAAACUA
Acipenser ruthenus (sterlet) is the source of this 3657-nucleotide messenger RNA. It is a transcript of the gene crispld2, whose product is annotated as cysteine-rich secretory protein LCCL domain containing 2. The transcript has 15 exons. Bases 280 to 1791 code for a protein of 503 amino acids. NCBI's taxonomy places the organism in Eukaryota, Metazoa, Chordata, Actinopteri, Acipenseriformes, Acipenseridae. The record is from RefSeq and is a predicted model, not a curated record. Gene Ontology annotation, cellular component: extracellular region.